This is a messenger RNA of Mucor mucedo, 1288 nucleotides long. RefSeq lists its product as uncharacterized. Gene Ontology annotation, cellular component: cytoplasm. The record is from RefSeq and is a predicted model, not a curated record. Gene Ontology annotation, molecular function: ethanolamine-phosphate cytidylyltransferase activity. The transcript has 6 exons. Gene Ontology annotation, biological process: phosphatidylethanolamine biosynthetic process. NCBI's taxonomy places the organism in Eukaryota, Fungi, Mucoromycota, Mucoromycetes, Mucorales, Mucoraceae. The coding region runs from base 51 to 1154 and encodes 367 amino acids.
UACACUUUUUUUUUUACCCGCAAAAAAAACCACACUUUUCUUUUAUAAAUAUGACUGUUGCCGCUAGAAAGCCUGUUAGAGUUUGGGUAGAUGGUUGUUUUGACAUGAUGCACUAUGGUCAUGCCAAUGCUUUAAGACAGGCCAAGGAGAUGGGUGAUAUUCUUGUUGUCGGUGUGCAUUCCGAUGCAGAAAUCGAGAAAAAUAAGGGUCCAACAGUAAUGAAGGAAAAAGAGCGUUAUGCUGCUGUCGCUGCUUGUAAAUGGGCUGAUGAAGUUGUUCCUAACGCACCUUACAAUACCACGGUCGAAUGUCUCAAGGAAUACAAUAUUGAUUUCUGUGUUCAUGGUGAUGAUAUCACAACCAUGGCUGAUGGUACGGAUUGUUAUCAAGCUGUCAAGGAUGCUGGUCUUUACAAAGAGUGUAAGCGUACACAAGGUGUUUCUACCACCGAAUUAGUCGGUCGCAUGUUACUCAUGACAAAGAACCAUCAUAAUCAUCGUAAAAACUCCAUUGGCAGUGAUCUCUCUGGUGUCGAUACCCAAGACGUUGGCUCUUUCAGCACACCCGCCAAAGUCUCUCACUUCUUACCCACUUCCAAGCGCAUUGUGCAAUUCUCCAAGGGUAUUGAACCCAAAGAAAACGACAAGGUCAUUUAUGUCGAUGGUACUUUUGAUCUCUUCCAUGUCGGUCAUAUUGAAUUUUUGAAGCGCGCCAAAGAGUUGGGUGACUUUUUGGUGGUUGGUAUCCAUGAUGAUCAAACCGUGAAUGCUAUCAAGGGUGUGAAUUAUCCUUUGAUGAACUUGCACGAGCGUGCUUUAAGUGUCUUGGCCUGUCGCUAUGUUGAUGAAGUGAUUAUUGGCGCUCCUUAUAGUGUGACUGAAGAUGUCUUGACCAAGGAAUAUAACGUUAAUAUGGUUGUUCAUGGUAACACCGUGACUGAACCUGAUGUCGAUGGUAGUGAUCCCUAUGCCUUACCAAAACAACGUAAGCUCUAUGUGGAGAUUGAAAACCCAAACAACACGAUUACGACACAGGGUAUCAUUGAACGCAUCAUCGAAAACCGAUUUAUCUUUGAAGAAAGACAAAAGAGAAAGAAUGCAAAGGCCCUUUUAGAAGCCGAGAAAGAAGCCGAGGAAAAGAGUCUCCAAAAAUAAGAAAAGAACAAUGCCUCUUUGUUAUAAUGUAUAUAAACCAACCAUCCCUUAAAUAUAUAACUUUUUUUUUUUUUUAAUACUGUAAAAGCGUUUUUAUGUAAUUCAUACUAGACUAGAAUAAAGAGGUGACUAGU